Equus quagga is the source of this 1971-nucleotide messenger RNA. RefSeq names its product ring finger protein 11 (gene RNF11). The record is from RefSeq and is a predicted model, not a curated record. Bases 212 to 676 code for a protein of 154 amino acids. NCBI's taxonomy places the organism in Eukaryota, Metazoa, Chordata, Mammalia, Perissodactyla, Equidae. The transcript has 3 exons.
CGGCGGAGCCCGCGGCCCAGCCUUGAGCCCCCACCCCCGGGGGCUGGCAUGAGCGGCCCUUCGGCGGCGCCGGGGGGCGGGGGAGCCGCCGCCGCCUGAGCCCCGGCCUGCCGCCCGACCCCACCUCGCCGACCGAGGCUGACCGCGGAGCGUGCGACGACCCCGCCACUGCUUUCUUACUCCCCCAGAUCACACACCGCAGCCCCGGAAGAUGGGGAACUGCCUCAAAUCCCCCACUUCGGAUGACAUCUCCCUCCUUCACGAGUCUCAGUCCGACCGGGCUAGUUUUGGCGAGGGGACGGAGCCGGAUCAGGAGCCGCCGCCGCCAUAUCAGGAACAAGUUCCAGUUCCAGUCUAUCAUCCAACGCCUAGCCAGACUCGCCUAGCAACUCAGCUGACUGAAGAGGAACAAAUUAGGAUAGCUCAAAGAAUAGGCCUUAUACAGCAUCUGCCUAAAGGAGUUUAUGACCCUGGAAGAGAUGGAUCAGAAAAAAAGAUCCGAGAGUGCGUGAUCUGUAUGAUGGACUUUGUUUAUGGGGACCCAAUUCGAUUUCUGCCGUGCAUGCACAUCUAUCACCUGGACUGCAUAGACGACUGGCUGAUGAGGUCCUUCACGUGCCCCUCCUGCAUGGAGCCCGUUGAUGCAGCACUGCUUUCGUCCUACGAGACUAACUGAGCCGGGGUCUCUUCGUCUGACUUCAAGUGAACCAUCGUUUUUGGUGGUUUUGAUCUUUUGUCACUGAGCCCAAAGAGCCAGGGAUUAGGAAUUAAGAUCAUGCACAAAAGUUUCCUAGAAAUUCCUGAAUGGCUGCAGAUGUUGGGGAAAAGUACGUGAUAUUUUAGAAACUUAGGGGGAAAAGUAGGAUGGUAUUUUUAUGUAAAGCCUUGACCCAGUGUUUAAAAAUAUAAUUGUAUUUAGAUCUUGUUAUUGCUCCAGUACAUAGGAAUUGUGUAAAGUGUUACAGCAGCUGUAUAUGUUUAAAUUGUGUGUGUUGAAGAUUAGGAAAAAAGAUAGUGGUUGUUUUUCCUAAAUGAGAUAACUUUCUUCUUCCCCCCUCCCAAAUUCUUUUCUCAAGUUGCUGGCAUUUGGGUCAAGGUUUUAUUAAAAGCUACAUUUUAUAACACUGGCACAAAAAAAAGUAGUUUAAAGCUUGUUUGCACAGUUCUUUUUUUCCAUUGGAAAUGGAAUUCAUUGCCUUAGGUCUUUUUAAAUAGUGUAUUAUCGUUGGGGCUGGCUCUAUGCUUGAAAACCAGUUUAUUUAUAACCUGUUAUAAGUGCUAUAUCUGUUUGCAGUUAGGAAAUGCAGAAUUCAAAGUGAUCUCCUAGCUUGUAAGCAAACUGAGAUGCACUAUCCCUUUUCUAUUAAAAAAAUGAGUUUAUGUGUCAAGAAACCAACUCUAGGAAAGUGGGGUUUAAUAUUACCCUUUCCUAUACAUUUUAUCUAAUUAUUUUGGUUGUUAAUAUGGUGAUAAUUAAAAGUCAAGGUAAAUUUUAAGUAUUAAGAUUUCUGAUUUAUUGAGCUUGAAUUAUGCCACAUGCUUAUGUAAAAAUGAAAGUGGCACCAUGAUGAAACUGAGAAAGGUUUCUCAGUUGUAAAAAUUUUGAUUUAUUCUUCCCUGUGACCUCCUCCCCUGUUGUCUUGAACCAUAGCAAAAGGAUACUGCAUCUCUCAUUCUUACAGUACUGAGGUUAUUGAAGUUAUAUAAAACACAUCUCAGUCUCUGUUUCUUGGAAUGGAAAGUCCUGCUAGCUGACUGACAAGUCUAAGCAGGGAGAAUUAAGAUAAAUGUAUCUCAUGUUUUGCACACGUGCAGAAUUUGUAUAACCACAUGACUUCAUAGUUGUGAUCUCAAAAAUUAGGAAUUUCUCCUUUUUCUUUUUCUUGCAGUUGAUGUAAGAACACCCUGAAUCUCUAAGCUUUUGAAGUGUUGGAGGCAGAGAUGGUUUAGUAAAGAUCUGGUUGUAAUGUU